UGGGGAGGGGUCUCCCCAUGUCCCUGCAGGCCCCAUCACCAGCGUGUGCUUCACCAAGGACGGGCAGUGCGCGCUGGUCGCCAGCCUGGACUCCACCCUCCGGCUGCUGGACAAGGACACGGGGGAGCUGCUGGGCGAGUACACGGGGCACCGCAGCACCACGUACAGGCUGGACUGUGUCCUGAGCGAGCAGGACACGCACGUGGGCUGCGCCUCCGAGGACGGACACGUUUACUUCUGGGACCUGGUGGAGGGCUCGUUGGCGCUCAGCCUGCCCGUGGGCACGGGGGUGGUGCAGUCCUUGGCCUUCCACCCGCGCCUGCCCUGCGUGCUGGCGGCCACCCAGGGCCAGGUGACGCUGUGGAGGGAGGAGAACUUCCAGCCAGAGGGGGACCCCGACACCUGACAGGGCUUUGGGGGGGGGUUUCGAGGGGCUGGGGGCCCCCCCCCGGGCUCCCCUGGAAUGAGGAAUAAACCCCCCUUAGUGGAGA
Molecule: messenger RNA, 491 nt
Organism: Neopelma chrysocephalum (saffron-crested tyrant-manakin)
Lineage: Eukaryota; Metazoa; Chordata; Aves; Passeriformes; Pipridae
Gene: WDR83
Product: WD repeat domain 83
Exons: 3
Biological process (GO): mRNA splicing, via spliceosome
Cellular component (GO): catalytic step 2 spliceosome
Molecular function (GO): protein binding
Source: RefSeq, a predicted model, not a curated record